Chelmon rostratus (copperband butterflyfish) is the source of this 2148-nucleotide messenger RNA. RefSeq names its product sterile alpha and TIR motif containing 1 (gene sarm1). Gene Ontology annotation, cellular component: dendrite. Lineage: Eukaryota; Metazoa; Chordata; Actinopteri; Chaetodontiformes; Chaetodontidae. Gene Ontology annotation, molecular function: NAD+ nucleosidase activity; signaling adaptor activity; protein binding. The transcript has 8 exons. Gene Ontology annotation, biological process: signal transduction; negative regulation of MyD88-independent toll-like receptor signaling pathway; response to axon injury. The record is from RefSeq and is a predicted model, not a curated record. Bases 1 to 2148 code for a protein of 715 amino acids.
AUGCUCCUCUCUCUGACGCUCUUCCUGUGGAGGCUCUACCGACAUUUCUCCAUCAUGUUUAGCUCAGACAGGCUCACGGUCCCGGAUUAUGUCAGCAGACUGCAGAGAGGGAGGAGCGGCUCCGGCUCCGGCUGCGACCCCAGAGCAGUCUCCCCGGGCAUCAGCGCCGACGUCCAGGCGGUUUUGGACACCUCGCUCCCCGCCCUGCGCUGCGCCAUCAGGAGGCUCAAGACAGGCAACGACACCUCUGAUUCAGAUGAGACGCGCCGGGCCAUCGCGGAGAUCUUCCAGCUGGUGGAGGAGGCCUGGGUCUUGCCCACCGUAGGCCGUCAGGUGGCCGAGGAGAUCUGCAACAGGAUCCGGCUGGAUGGAGGCCUGAAGCUGCUGCUGCAGCUUCAGCAGACACCUGCCGUGGAGAUCACCUACGAGUCCGCGAAGCUGCUGGAGCAGAUACUGAUCUCAGAAAACAGAGAUUAUUUAGCACGCAUGGGUCUGGGGGUCGUUCUCAACCUGACUCGACAGCAGGAGGACGCACAGCUGGCUCGCAGCGUCUCGGGGAUCCUGGAGCACAUGUUCAAACACACCGAGGAGACGUCCAUCCACCUCAUCUCUAACGGUGCCCUGGAUACCCUCCUCUUCUGGUGCCGGGGCACAGAUCCCACAGUGCUGCGCCACUGUGCUGUGGCCCUGGCGAACUGUGCCAUGUACGGAGGCCACCGCUGCCAGCGAUGGAUGAUCGAGAAACAGGCGGCCGAGUGGCUGUUCCCACUGGCUUUUUCCAAAGAGGACGAACUCAUCCGCUUUCACGCGUGCCUGGCUGUGACUGUGUUAGCUGCAAACCGAGAAAUUGAGAAAGAGGUGGUGAAAUCUGGGACCUUGGAGCUGGUGGAGCCGUUCAUUGCAUCCUUGGAUCCGGAUGACUUUGCCCGCAGUUUAUUGGACAGCGCGGACUGCAUGCAGGGCAGGACGGCAUCUGACCUGCAGCAUCUUAUGCCAUUACUGGAUGGCACAAGACUGGAGGGAAAGUGCAUCGCAGCCUUUUACCUUUGCGUCGAGACAAGCAUCAAGUCUCGUCAACGCAACACCAGGAUAUUUCAAGAGAUCGGAGCAGUGCAGAGCCUAAAAAGAAUCGUCAUGUACUCCAGUAAUGGUACGGCCUCGAGCCUCGCCAAGCGGGCACUGAGCAUGAUGGGGGAGGAAGUGCCCAGACGUAUCCUGUCAUGUGUGCCCAACUGGAAAACCUGUGAGGUGCAGACCUGGCUGCAGCAGGUUGGCUUUAGUGCCUAUUGUGACCGUUUCCAGGAGCUCCAGGUGGAUGGAGACCUCCUCCUGAACAUCACAGACCAGGAUCUGAGUGCUGAUCUGGGGAUGACUGCAGGCCUCACUCGCAAGAGGUUUCUGAGAGACUUGCGUGUGUUGAAGACUUAUGCCAACUACGCCACAUGUGACCCAAACAAUAUGGCCGACUGGUUGGUCGAGGUGGACCCCCGUUUCCGUCAGUACACCUACGGCCUGGUCCAGUCGGGAGUGGAUCGCAACAAUGUCCAGAACGUGACCGAUCAGCAGCUCCAGCACGACUGCCACAUAGACAAUGGAGUCCACAGAGCCAAGAUACUGUCUCUUAGCCGCAGGCCUUUAAAACCGUGCCACACAGACGCCCAGCCAGCAGGGCCCGAUGUGUUCAUCAGCUACCGCCGGACUACCGGCUCGCAGCUGGCCAGCCUUCUGAAGGUGCACCUGCAGGUCCGAGGAUACAGCGUCUUCAUAGACGUGGAGAAGCUGGAGGCCGGUAAAUUCGAGGACAAACUGAUUCAGAGUGUACAGAGGGCACGUAACUUCAUCCUGGUCCUGUCCGCGAAUGCACUCGACAAGUGCAUGGGCGACACUGCCAUGAAGGACUGGGUGCACAAGGAGAUAGUCACAGCCUUGGCAGGCAAGAAGAACAUUGUUCCUGUCACAGAUAACUUUAUGUGGCCCGACCCCAUGUCCCUGCCGGAGGACAUGAGAGCAAUCCUCAACUUCAAUGGCAUCAAAUGGUCUCACGAGUAUCAGGAGGCCACGAUCGAGAAGAUCCUUCGCUUUCUGAAAGGCCACCAAGACCAUACCGACGGCCCGGGCGCCUCAAAAGGGCAGAAAAAGAAAGAAUGA